AUGGCCCCUAUGUUAAAUGACAUAACUCAACAAGGCGCAGUUCACCAUGGGAGAGUGAAAGGCUUCGAUGAACCGAUGGGGGCCUAUUCGGAGCGACCUCGGCAGGGACAACCUGAGUCUAUGUUAUCGUCUGGCUUUGCGCCUCAGCCCCCGCAACCGGUGUACGACGACUACAACCUGUUCCUAGACGAGUUCGCAGGCUCUCAGCAUCUGUUGCCUCCGCACUUUGAGUCUGACCAGCAGUUCAGUAUGUGGGCAAGGGCUCCUGGGCAAAUUAACCAUAGAGGUAGCUCUCGACCUUCAUCACAGUUUCCAUCUCGGUUCGGUUCUUUAGGACCUGAUAUUCGAGAGCCUGUCGAUACAGGCACGCGAUUGCAUGAAGACUCGUCGAGAGCCAACCUGCUUCGAAUUUCUGUCGCUGACCAUAACAUCAUGAAAAGUCGUCUUGACGAGUUCUCAACUGUUUUGCCGAACGAUUUUGUCUUUCCGUCCCGUCACACUUUAUCCAGAUUUUUUGAGGGUUACAUCAGCGGAUUCCAUGACCAUCUACCCUUCCUACAUUUACCGACCCUGAUGCCCGUUGAAAUGGGUCCUGAGUUGCUGUUGGCAAUACUGGCGGUUGGUGCUCAGUAUCGUUUUGAGAGUAAUAGAGGCUAUGCACUGUGGUAUGCUGCUAAAGCCGUUGCACUCGAACAAAUCAGGAGGCGACAUAGCUCUGAAGUACACGCCUUGCUGCCAACGGCCGCUUCGUACAGUCCGCAUUCAACAAGACCGUCGCCAAGUAUAAGUUAUCGACACUCUUUUGCAUCAGCCCAGUCUGACCGACCUGUCACGCAAGACACGCACCGCGAGCCAUAUUCUCCCAAUACCCCAGCCGCUAGACUUGAAACCAUACAAGCAGUUCUACUUCUUUUUGCCGUUGGUUUGUGGGGGGCCAAGACAAUCCUUCAAGAAGCUCUGUCUUUGCAGAGCAAUUUGGCCAUUCUUAUCCGCGAAGAAGGCUUGAACGUUGAGGCCAGUCCUUCAUCUCUUAAUGAAUGGGAGUCAUGGAUACGCCUAGAAGGAGCCAACCGCACGAAACUAAUUGCCUUUUGUUUCUUCAAUCUGUGCAGCACAGCAUAUGACAUGCCGCCACUGCUUCUCACAGCAGAACUGAAUUUGUACAUGCCAGUUCGAUCAAGGUUGUGGAGAGCAGAGUCUGCUUGGCAAUGGCAGGAAUUACGGCAGUCAACGCCUGUGGCAGACAUCACGGUACAUGAAGCUUUUUCCCGACUAUUCGGCCGCACUACCCAGGGCUUGCCAAAUCACUUGUCGUCACUGGGCCAUUAUAUAUUAAUUCAUGCUUUGAUUCAACACGUAUAUCUUUUGAAACAGACAUCGUUUGCGGCUGGCUCGCCAUACGAUGUUCAACGAACAUUGAAACCAGAGGAUGUGGAAGAGGUUUCACAGGCAUUGCGGGUGUGGCAAACGAGCUUUGAGCAUCGACACCAACUUCGGGCCGCAGAAUCUGGACACUCAAUGAACACUGAUGCGAGCUCUGGGGGUUCGCUGACGUUCAAUGCCACAGCACUUUUGCGACUGGCGUACAUUCGCUUGUAUACCGAUAUCCCACCAAGCCGGGCGCUCGAAACCAGAGAUUCGAUGAUGAUUGCAUCAGCUCUGAAUGGCACACCAUUGUUACACCGUAGCUUGAGACUGCACCGAGCAGUGUUCCAGGCUGUGCAUGUAUUAUCUAUGCUAGUCAAGGCCGGUGUGAACUACGUGGCAAGAGCGAAAUCUGCUGAAUGGAGCAUACAGCAUUCCCUAUGCAAUUUCGAAUGCGCUCUCUUACUAGCAAAAUGGCUUAUAACACUGUCUGCAAUCACGCCAUCAGAUCCAGCGGCGUCCCCGGAAGAAAAGAAUCUCUUGCAGAAUAUCCGGCGUAUGCUGGACGAAACUGAAUUUGCGGUUCCCGUCGACCCGUCACUUGCGGGUCCCAGCUCGAUGCAUGGACAUAUGGAUAUGGUGACAAGUGACGGCGCUAAGCUGAGGCAACUCGCGAGUGCUGUCGUUCGGCUAUGGGCAGAGACGUUCAAAGGCGUGCAUAUAUUUGACAUGGUUAAAGUAAUGGGCGCGAGCCUGGAUGGUUAUGCUGAUCUUGUGGACAAGCCUCGAGAGCGUACGCCACCUAUGGCCAGGAUGGCGCCGGAGGUUGGCAUGACCGGAUAG
Pochonia chlamydosporia 170 is the source of this 2208-nucleotide messenger RNA. RefSeq names its product C2H2 transcription factor (AmdA). Bases 1 to 2208 code for a protein of 735 amino acids. The transcript has 3 exons. Gene Ontology annotation, molecular function: DNA-binding transcription factor activity, RNA polymerase II-specific; RNA polymerase II cis-regulatory region sequence-specific DNA binding; zinc ion binding. The record is from RefSeq and is a predicted model, not a curated record. Gene Ontology annotation, biological process: regulation of transcription by RNA polymerase II; DNA-templated transcription. Gene Ontology annotation, cellular component: chromatin. Lineage: Eukaryota; Fungi; Ascomycota; Sordariomycetes; Hypocreales; Clavicipitaceae.